AUGUCACAUCAACAAGCAAUUGAAAACAACAAGAAGUACUUCGAUAAAAUCGCUAACGAGUAUGAUGCAAAGAUCUUGAAAACAGAUCUUGCAAAGAUCAUUCCUGAAUUCUUGGAAUCACAAAAGUCUAAUUUUAAAGGCAGAUUAUUAGAUUUCGCUUGCGGAACUGGUAUAAUGAUUGAAAACCUUGUUGGUUGUUUUGAAGAAGUUGUUGGUGUAGAUAUCAAUGACAAUUUAUUGAAUAUAUUCUCAUCGAGGAUCAAAGGAAAGGCUUAUAAGAUUGAUAUUCUUCAAGAAUCCACUGAAAUUCUCGGACUUUUCGAUGUAAUUGUUUGUACUUUAGCUUAUCAUCAUUUAGAUGAUUACGAAGCAAUUACUGCCAAAUUGUCUCAAUUACUUGCCCCUGAAGGUACUUUGUAUAUUGUGGAUUUAUAUAACUCCGAUGUUGAGAAUCUUAAUCCUAGACAAAGUGAAUCGGUCCAUAAUUCCGUCACCCAUAUGGGAGGAUUGAAGAAAGAAUCUCUUAUGUCUACUUUAGGUAAGGCAGGAUUGAAACCGGAAUUGAAAUUUGCUCUUGAGCAACCAAUUUGGCAAAUGGGUGAUUUUAUCAUCAACCAUGGAACCCAAAAACUCAUUGAUGAUUAUAAAAGUGGGAAAUUGGAGAGUAAGGAAAUUGAUGGUGAAACUUUUUACAGCUUUAAUACCGAUUUAGUCAUGGCUAUUGGUAAGAAGUAA
Yamadazyma jaroonii is the source of this 735-nucleotide messenger RNA. NCBI's taxonomy places the organism in Eukaryota, Fungi, Ascomycota, Pichiomycetes, Serinales, Debaryomycetaceae. The record is from the annotation of a GenBank genome assembly.